This is a messenger RNA of Oppia nitens, 792 nucleotides long. Its product is annotated as valacyclovir hydrolase-like. The transcript is spliced from 5 exons. NCBI's taxonomy places the organism in Eukaryota, Metazoa, Arthropoda, Arachnida, Sarcoptiformes, Oppiidae. Bases 4 to 792 code for a protein of 262 amino acids. The record is from RefSeq and is a predicted model, not a curated record.
ACAAUGACCAGCGAAAAAUUAGAUAUAAAUGGUUGGCCCGUUUGGUAUGAAAAAUUUGGUACCGGGCCUGAGGUUAUGCUGUUUUUGCCCGGUGCCAUAGGAACCGGUAGAAGUGAUUUUUUGCCACAAUUGGAGGGCCAAAAUUCAUUUGACCAUGAUCAGUUUACCAUAAUAGCUAUGGAACUGCCCGGUUGGGGUCGGUCGCGGCCACCCGAGCGACCUUACGGUCAAAAUGUUUACAUAAACGAUGCCGAUGUGGCCGCCAAACUAAUGGAGACAUUAGGCUAUAAAAACUAUAUAAUAUUUUGCUUCAGUGAGGGCGGCAAAGUUGGCCUAACAAUGUCCAUGAGAUACCCGAGCCGUGUAAAGGGUUUAAUAUUGAUAUCAAUAUUUAUGAUAAUAACACCGCAAACAGUUGCACCGACACUGGCCACUGCCAACACACGUAACUGGCCGCAGGAAAUGCGCGACAAUUAUCUGCCAGUGUAUGGCGACGAUGACUUACAAAAAAUGUGGGACGGGUAUAUCAACUUUUGUAAAGUUUAUAUCAAAGCCUUUCCCAAUGGUUAUGUAACCAACAAAUUGCAAACCAUUAGAUGUCCGGUACUUGUAUUUCACGGCGAUCUGGACCCGCUUGUUUGUGUGGAUCAUCCGAAACACGUGGAAAAACACGUGCCGUACUGUCAAUUGCAUCGUUUUCCGAGAGGUACCCAUAAUUGUCAUCAUAAAUAUCCGGCUGAAGUCAAGCGAAUAACCGAACAGUUUAUCAAAGAGUGCAAUGAUUUUCGUUGA